This is a messenger RNA of Podarcis lilfordi (Lilford's wall lizard), 36120 nucleotides long. Lineage: Eukaryota; Metazoa; Chordata; Lepidosauria; Squamata; Lacertidae. The record is from the annotation of a GenBank genome assembly.
AUGGACGAGGGCAAAGAGGCUGGGGACAGAGCCAGGGCAUUGAAAGAGAGCGGCGGUAGGGUGAAGGAAGAGCUGCUGCAGAGGUGUUCACAGGGAAGAUGAAUGGGCUCGCUGGAGACCUGAGGCGGAAAGGGGGAGAGGUGGAAAUGGGGGCUGAAUGCUUAAAGGGUUGUUGACGGAAAAGGCAGUCCUAUUCAGAGGAUGAGCCUUUCUGGAGUGUGGCAGAUGCAGUAGCUGGAGAAUGGCUUCUGCUGAUUUCCACGGAACAGGCCCUGGUGAUGUUUCCUUGAGACAACCUGUGACCCUCCAGAUGUGGCUGGACUGCAAAUUCCAUAAUCCUUGACCACUGGCCAUGCUUGCUGAGGCUGAUGGGAGCCAGAGUUCAGCAAUAUCUGGAGGGGAACAGGCUUGACAUAAAUCAAGAACAGCAUCUUGCCACCGCCACCAGGGUAACGUUUGUUUGUUUGUUUUGCUCAUGGCCGCCCUACCAAACUUCAGCCAAGGCAUGGUGAAAGGUUAGAUGCCUACAGUUCGAAGGCAGCUUCCUAUGGGGGGGGGCGAGCCAUACUUUGGCCGAGCCAUACUUUGUCCAGUACAAAUCCUGGCAUUGCUUGUAAAUGGAUCCCUGGCCGAAGGGCUGAGAAACAGCUGAGAUCUUGGAUCUGAAGGAGAGCCCACUUAAAACUGCCCAUUGACAGACAGCACGAGACUGACAGAUGUUUAUAUCAAGUGAUGCAUAUGUCCAUGUGAACCAGGCCUUGAUGAUCCAUAGGUAGACAUGGCAACGGACUACACUUGUUCCUCGCUGCUGAAGAGGCAAGCCGCCUUCUUAACAGAUCAGUGGCUUGUCACUUCCAGCUGCAUACCCAGUUCUCAGCUAUAUGCACAUCUCCCUUCAAUAAGCCCCACCUAUACCCAUUCUGCAUCUCUUAAGCAUGUCCCCAGGAGGCUCAUCAAAGACAGGCACUCACUUUGGGGUCCAAAUUAAUUGUUUUCGGGGCAAAUAAGGAUAGAAGUACACUGGAAGGGAUUUGCGUUUUCCCUUUAAUCAGGGAUACGUGGCAAUUGACUUCACAGUGGUAGUAAAGCCUCAUCAUUCAUAUCCAUGGAGUGUUUUGAAAACCCUGAACCACAUUCGUACCAAAAGACCUCAGUUACCACUAGCUGCUAGUUGUGCUGACCCCUCAGAUUUCAGAAUAGAUACCCCUUUCUGUGGAAGGAUGGGGGGAAAUAACACAGUCUUAAGAAUUUCUCUUACCACUUACGUUAUUGGGCCGUGUGAACUGAUUGCCCCCUUAGUUGUUGCAGUAUCCAAACGUGGAGCAGCUGAGUCCGUUUACUGUGGGAGGACAGUAACCACAUGGCUGCCCCCUCCCCCCCUUUUUUUUGCUUUACCAGCUCCAGGUUGGCAGAGCAGAGAGGGCUAGAUCAGGCCCAUCACUGGCAGCUGGACCAGCAUAGAAUUCUGCAGAACUUUGGAAAGCUCAGCUCUGCCUUCUCCUCUGUGCCCUGUUUCAAGGGCUUAUGCAUCUUGCCUGUGCUUUUAGCAGAUGCAGAAUGGACCCAGGUGGAGAAACACGCCCACCACAUCUAAAUACAUAGCAGAGUGGAUUGGGGGGGGGGUUGGAUUGCCCUGUUGAAACCCCUUUGGACAAGAGUGUGGGUGGAUUGUUGACCUCAACUGUAGUCUCUCUAUGGGCAGCGUAUAUAGCUACAGAGCAUUGAACCCAGCCAUAUAUAUCCCUUCCCUGUUUCUUAAUUUACUUCUUUGCGGGUGCAUUUGGAGGGAGGUGGCCUAGCAGGCUUGCCCUAUAAUGGCUGCCGCCAGCAUAUAGUUUGAAUCGUGGCCUUUAUUGGCGGAGGCAAAAAGGGAAAAAUAAUCAAGCCCAUGUAUCGGUGGGGUUGUCAAAAAGGGUAUGAAAUACGGUGCGCGACUCCAGCGCAUCCUUCUGAGACUUUGUCGUUCAUGCCCUGUAGGCAACAGAAAACCUCCUGAGAAAGACGCCGCCUGCUUAAUAAAUGCCCCAAAUUAUCAGGCCCUCGUCUUGAUUUAUAUCCCUUACAACCCGAAUCCACGGCUGUCACUGUUACAGGCAAAUGGCUUAAUGGAUGCAAAUUGGAAAAAACAAAACGAAAAAUUGCAUUAGUAGAACAGUUAAUAAAACAUCAUUUCUGGGAAAUGAAUCCUGACAUUACUCUGAAUUUAAGCAGAGGAAUAGCAGUGGCUGCAUUGCCUUGUUGGUAUAGCUGCUAUGUAAUGCUGUCUUCAUAUGUGGGAUUUUUUACUUCUCUUUUUCUCUCCUUUUCAUGUUAUUUCUGCUGCCCUUCUGCUGUGGUCUGAAUUAUCCAGGAGGUGGAGGUUAGUACUGAUUUUUUAUAUUUUUUAUAAUUUUGUUUCAUUUUAUCAUCACAUCUGUAUCGUCUCCUUCUGUCCUCUACUGCAGCUCCUUCAUUUUGGUUCUGGUUUAUUUUGGAGGACCUUCUAAGUGGUUGAACGUGGUCUGUGAAAAAUUGGCCAGUCAUCCUGGCUCUGCAUGUUUCGAUACCUGCGUCCAUCUGCCUUCAGUGAAAUCACUGGUGCCUGAACUGGCACAGCACAAAGGUUGCAUUAAACUAAAUCCAAUUUUGCUAUAAAUCCACGUCAAGGAUAGUGUGCUUUAGAGCUGAAUUAACAGCCAGGCUACAAGAAUGAAAGAAUCAACAUGGCAGGCAUCUCUUGCUGGGCGGACCAUUUCAGACUUCUGAGGACAUGAAAAAGUUCCUUGGGUAGAAAGCCUGAAAGAAAAAAGUGUUGUCUCCGACAUGCUUGUUUUCUGUGGCAGGGAAAUUUGAGCUGCUUUUUGUUUCUAUGCGGUAGAAGAACCCAAAAUGUAAUUUCUCACCUACAGACGGAAGUGGUCGAGCUCAGCAAGGGCUGUUCCCAUGUGAUUCUUCUGACUGUGUGGUUUGGCUAGGAUGGCGCUUUCAAGGGCUUGGUGGGUGGAGCGCAACUGAUAUACUAUCUUCCUGUUUAUUGCCAGGAGGGAGAAGGGUGAGGUGAGGAGAUUGGCAGGGUGCAAAUGCACCAGGAUCAGCACCAUGUUGGCUCUGCUGGUACUCCUGCACCGUGCUGACCUCCCAGCUGCCUCCUCACUCCUUCCCAGUGAACAGGAGCGAUCAGCCUGCUGGGAAGCUAGCCCAGCAACCGCCUGGUGAACUACUUCUGCUUUCUUGAAUCAGAGGUCUGGAAUAUAUCCAAAGAGGUUAAGCCCAACCCUCUGCUUUACACAGGGUCUUCCACGCAGGUAAGUCUCUCACUUGUAACGCAGGUGUAGUCUGCAUUUACAUUUGAUGCACGUACAUAAAUCCUGAGCAUACAAGGAGAGAGGAGGACAAAAUAAGGAUCACCCACCCACAGCCCCUCGAGAAGGCUUUGCAGGAGGCACACCCAGCCACGCACUCUCAUUUCUUCUGGAACUUUUGAGCUCCAGCUGAGUCUUUUCAAAAGCACCUUUUGCUGGAGCAAGGUGACUGGAGUGGGGAUGCAGAACACGCCCCAUGCUCCUUUAAGGAGAUUGUUGCCGCGAGUCAGAAUAUAAAUCUCUUUUUGCCCAUAUACUGCCUUUCCCCUUUCGCCCCCUCACACUUUAAAAACAAUGGAGAUUGCCCACCUUAGGCACCACCUGCUCCCUUGUGCUCCCUCACAGUCUUUAAAGUCGCAUGAAUGAGUUGACACAGUCCUGCAGCUUCCCGAUAAGCUCCAAUAUCUCUUGAGUGGUAUAACAUGUGAAGCGGGGAAUCAUGCAAUGCUGUAUUUAGAAACAAUUGCAUGUUGCUCUGACCUUCCGUGGGCUCCAGGCCUGACGUGGCGCUGCUGGCGCAAAUUGCUGUUUCGCGUCAGCCUCUGUUGGCAGUUAACGUCUGCCCUGGCUCACCAUCUUGAAUCAGGUAUCUGCCCAAAAAUAUGGACAGCAGAUGGGGAGAUUGGUGGGCUUGAGGGCCAGAUACAGCCCUCUCAGACUCUCCUCAGACCGCAACCCCUCUCACAGGCCUUGCUCUGUGCCCCUGUCAGAUGUUUUUGCCUGGCUGGAACGGUGUGCCAUGGUGGACAAUUGAGAGGUGUUUGGGUUUAGAAACCUCUGGCUCUUAGGUGGCAUAUUUCUGUUCCAUGUCUUCCUCCUCCCAGUUGGGCCAGUCCACCACUGUCAUAAGGCCCUCCAGAGGUUGGUCAGGAGGGAAUCUGGCUCUCCAUCUAGAGGGACAUUCUAGAUGGUUCCGUGACAUUGGUGCGACUCCCUUCUUGCCAGAGCCUGGCAGCAUAUUUGUGAGAACCCAGUAAGAGGGCUAGGUGCACCCCUCUACUCCACAGGCGAGCCUUUUCUUCUCCUGCCUGUCAGGUCGCACUAUCUUUGUCACCAUGGCAAUAUCACCAAUUCCCAUAUCCUAAAAAAAUGUAGAUGUGCUGCAACACAGGAGUGCCUUCACAAGACCACUGUACCACAUGGAGGGGGAAAGCAGACUGUCUAAAUAAUAAUAAUGGUGUUCUGACUGGUCAGCUCAGAGCCAUAGUGGAUGAGAUUUUUUUAAAAGAAAGAAAGAAAACUGCUGAGGUUCGGGGAUUCCCCGCCCCCCAAUCCCCACACACUUCAUUUUGAUGAAAGCAGGAUGGCCAAGGGCUCUAUCAUUAAACUGCUUUUAUUUUGUUUUUCUGGUUGAUAGAGCAUGUUUAUUUCUGAUUGCAUAACACUUUAAAGCAGAAAAUGGCUUCAUUGAUUUGCAGUGGGCUGCUAACUUCUGAUUGCUUGCUAGCUUGGAAAAUGUGAAGAGAUUUUUUUUUAUUAGAAAAAAAGUAAAAACAUAGUCAUGAGAGAUAAGAGAAUAUGACCUGGUGUUCUGAAAUGCCUGGAUUUUCUUCCUAGUUCUACACUAUAGGGUCUUGCAAUGGCUGAGCCCUGGCAUAGCAAACCUCAAUCAGCUGAUGGUCAGGGUUUGCUAGGACAAAGGGCAUAUCACUUUGCAGGGGCUGCCAAUCAGCUGAUCAGCAGUGCCUGCAAACCCCAUUUUGGCUAAGUCAGGUCUUUAGCUGCACCACACCUGACACAUCUCUAUCAGCAUGACAUCAUAUGUGAUGUCAGGUGGGUGUGACUUGGCCAAAAUGGGAGCCAGUGUGGUGUAGUGGUUAAGAGCGGUAGUCUCGUAAUCUGGGGAACCGGGUUCGCGUCUCCGCUCCUCCACGUGCAGCUGCUGGGUGACCUUGGGCCAGUCACACUUCUCUGAAGUCUCUCAGCCCCACUCACCUCACAGAGUGUUUGUUGUGGGGGAGGAAGGGAAAGGAGAAUGUUAACCGCUUUGAGACUCCUUAAAGGGAGUGAAAGGCGGGAUAUCAAAUCCAAACUCUUCUUCUUUUUCUUGUGGGCCAAAAUUGGAGUUGGGGAGCCUGAUUAGGCUCAUCGUACGGAGGUUUCCCAUUGCUGUUCAAGAAUGGACAAAUCCCACAGAGCCUAGUCCAUUUCUUUGCUUUGUGAAGAAUCGAGGAUUUGAGAAGAUUCAGCCUUCUUAAGCGCCAGCCCAUCAAAUCAUUGAGCUUCUCCUGCAAAAAGGGAACAAAGAGGGUAAAGCCAAGAGAAAUUACAGCAACAGAGCCUCUUUCCUAGAAUUCAGGCUGUCAAGGAAGCAUCACUGUCGCAUCCUCUGCAUAACAUUAUCUGUAUGGAUUUUGAUUUGCCUGGAGUUCUCAGCAUCUGGAUUUUUAUAGUUGACAUUUUCUCUUGUUUAAUCUUUUAAUUCACUAAGGCUGUCAUUUUCCUUUCCCCCCAUUUAGGAUGACUACAUCAAAAGCUGGGAGGAUAAUCAGCCAGUUGAUGAAGGUACCCUUUUCCCUUUUGGUUCCGCUUAAUCUUUUUAAAGGACCUGUUGCGAUAAAGUGCCCAAGACCUUGUUAGGACAAGGUUCCUCCUGCCCUGCAAGAUGGUAAAUAUGGGAGCAAAUCUCACUUGCGUCUGCCUUGCUUUCAUCUAUUCUAAAGACGCUUGAAAAUGACUUUGAAGGCAAGACUAUCAAGCCAGAGUACAGGCGUGUUUGAAGAGAGAUGUGUUUCCCGGUUUCGGUUUUACUAGCUGCAACAAAUAUGUGUGUACAAUGCAGGAAUUGCAACUCUCCUUCUAAGUGGAGGGUAUGGUCUUCCUUUUUUAUCUUCCAUUCCCUCUGUUCCAUUAGCAGCAUGGUGUUACCUCUGAGCUGCAGUAGUCUUUCAUAUACAACCUACCUGCCAAUGCAUAUUCUUAAAAACACAAAAACAAUUUGUAGACAGGCCAAGUUUUUCCCACCCUUGAUAAUUCAUUAGAGUGGGCUACCCAUGGCCUUAAUCACUUUCUUCUGGGGUGAAUUCUGAUGCUUUCCCAGGUGUUUGGGUUAGUUAAGUCUAUUUCCCUGCAUGUUAGAUAAGGGUGUUGUGUGCCAUUGAGCAGAAUUGAUUGUGCUUAUGCGAGUGAUGGAAAUAACCCCCCUUUUAUGUUAGUGGAGACGCCUGCUUCCAAAUGUUUACAGUUUGCAGGUUUGGUUUCCUUGGUUAGUAUCAUUUAAUUGCUACUUGAAAUCGAUGCCUCCAGAGUUGUGACUUCACAGAUGAUUGAUCCGAAAUUAUUGGGUGGGUGGUUGAUGUGACAGAGGAGAAAUUUGCGGAGUAGAAGCACAGAGUUGAGCGCUGAGCAGCUGUCCAGAUAAUAAAAAAGUGGAAUGGUGCAGGACUCAAUUUCAUGCAGGAGAGGAAAUAAUCUGAAUCAAUGGCUGUUUCAGGGGUUUGUCGGGAGAUGUCCACGACCGUUUUAAAGCAGUUGAGUUUGGAUGUUGCAGGGCCGUCUCAGGGGUGGUACUGCAGCUUGCACAAAUGCUUUGCCAGGGAAGUCCAAAGGGGCACUCCUCUGAUUAAUUUUAAAUAUGCUUUAAAGACCUUCCUGUGCUUGAAGGUUUUCUAAAUUUGGUCUAAUUUUAAUCUAAGCGUUGUAGUGGGAUAUGAGGUUUAUAUAUAUAUAUAUAUUUCCUCUCCUUUUUUUGCAAGUGGGGCAGUUGGCGCUGAUCCAACAAUAUUCAUGUGCAACAAGCCAAAGCUGUGCACAUGUAGCUCUGUCAAGUCAACUGCAGUUGCGCUGAUCAGCUGUUAGGAAGGGAAGAGGGGCAGGAAGGGUAAAUGCAGCUGUGCUCCUCUGAUUGGCGCCAUUACAGCUUUCAGAUACAGCUGCCUUUUCGGCCUUUGUGUUUAUGUGAUUCUUCACGUGUGUUUUAAUUCUUUUUCGCAUUGGCCUUUCCAUGUAAACCAAUUCAGCAGGGAUUUCUACUGAAGGGUGCUGUGGACAUUUAUGUAAACAGGUCAAGUAACAAAAGCAUGAUGGGAAAGUUUAGUUUUCAAAAUGGAGACUGGGAGGAAAAAAAGGGGGCGCUGGUACUGCGUAGAUAUUCUAGCACACAGAUGGGGAACGUUUUUCACCCAGAGGGCCAGAUUACCUUCUCAGCAAUGUCCCGAGGGCCACAUGCCAGAAGGGGCGAGACCAGAAACAAAAAUGGGUAGAACAAUGAGUGUAGAGUUCAGGAGCAGGUUCCAGACUGGCAAAAACGUUCAAGGAGGUUGUAAAGCCGAAACUGUGAAUCGUGUGGUCUGGGAAGAGGGGAUAUGGCUGGUGGAGAGCUCUGGGGGUCCAAAAGAGAGCGCUGAUGGGGCCACCAGACCUGAGGUUUCCCUUUCCCUAUUCUAGGGGAAGUACGUAUAUGGGGCAUAGGGAGAACUGAUGGAAUAGUUUGCUGACUUAGAUGCUGUGUGGUUACGAAACUUAAGCUUCCUAGGCAACCUGGAACAGAGGAAGUUUCUUCUAGGCAAGACCAUUGGGUCUGUCUAGUCUGCUACUUCAACUGACACCAGAGCCUUCCCCAUUCCUUUCUUUCUGAUCCUUCUCCCUGGAGAUGUUAGGGAUUGCAAUCAAAGCAUGUGUUCUAUGGCAAGCAACUUGAGUAUAUCCACAUGUUGCCUGAGCAACGCAAUCUUCUAAACCGUUGAAAAAUGUAUGCAAGAGAACAGCAUGCUCAAGCUAUAAGAGCAGACCAUAGUUCAAUUGCAGAUAGUUUUUAUAUUUUUUAUUUUUUUAAAAUCACAGUCAGUUUUAAUUGGCUUUAAAUUCAUCACAUCCUUUUAUCCUUCCCGUACACCACUUAGAGGCUAAGGUGGCAAGUGGUGUAGACAUGGUUGACUUAAAUAAAAUUGACACAUAAAGAAGUAAGAGUGUAUACUUUGCAUACCCAAGCUUCCAUGUUCAGUCUCUGGCAUCGCCAGGUAUGGAGCUGGAAAAGAUUCCUCUCUGAGACCUUAUAAAGCCACAGCCAAUCUGUGUAGGCCAGGAAUGGGGAACCUCCAGAUGUUGAUGAACUCCCAUCUCCCAUCAUCCCUUGCUGGCUGAGGAUGAUGGGAGUUGGAGUCCCACAGCACAUGGAGGCCACAGAUUCCUCCAUCUUGCUAUAGGCAGAACUGAAAUAGGUGGACUGAGGUCCUGAUUCUGUUUAAAGCAGGUUUAUACAUUCAAGCUUUGAGGAGCUGGAGUUUCGCUGGUUACUACCACCUGAUCUUCCAAUCACUGCUGGCACCAGACUCCCCCCCAAAAAAAACUUUUAGAAAAUUGAGUACUUGAGCACCAGUCCUUUGAUCUCCCUUGGUUUUAUUAAAUAAAGGCAAUUCAAUUUAAAGAAUGCCUUGACUGCUCUGGCCUGACCAGAAUACUGAUUUGCUGACCUUCAGAAAAUAGUGCAAGAGCAUUUUGUUUUUCAAAGGCUGCCUGAUCCAGGCUGCAAAGUUCCUGCCGUUGUAAAGUUUGCUGGCUUUGAACCCACGCAGAUUUAAGCAUGCUUAUUAUGCCCUUUGAAAGCGGCGAGCUUAAGGGCGCUUAGCUCUACGCUGCAUUGUCCUCUGCGGCCCAAAUCCAACAGCAAUCGCGGGCAGCUAGUGAUGUGUAGCUGGAGGGACUGGGUUUAGAGGCACAUCUUCCAUUCCCAUCCUAGAUGCAUCUAGCCCAUCCUCCUCCAACCUCAGGUGCCCUCAGGAAGUUCCAAACUACACCUGCCAGACAAUUUGGUAGAGGGUAGAUAACCAUUGCAGAUGGAGAUGUGUACCUUCGUUGACAAAUGCAAGCAGGAGGCUGUUUCAGUAGAACAGUCAUUCGGGCCAGAUUAGAGCACAUGGCUUGAAACUUGUCUGUUAUUCUAGAUUUGACACAGCGUACAUGGAAAGCUGCCUUCUGCUGAGUCAGCCCAAUGGUCCAUGUAGCUCAGGAUUAUCUCCGUUGACUGGGCGCAGCUCUCCAGAUUUUGAGGAGAGAGUCUUUCCCUGAGCUGCUUGCGAUCGAAACUUGAUUGUUCUGCAUUCAAAGCAUGCAGUCUACCACUGAGCUAUAGCUGUUUCCCAAAUUUAGUGAUGAUUAGUUGUUGUGGGCGUAUUACCUAAAUCUCACCGAUUUGGGGUUUAGAUGUUUGGAUGCAUAGGUGUGUGUUUAAAAAAAAAACAAAUCUAAACAAAAAUGUGUUUGAAAGGGGAGUGACUAGAGACUAGAUUUCAGGUGGAAGGUGCUAGUUCUGUAGAGAACCAUGACAAAAAUAUUGGUCUCAACCCAGCAGAUAUUUCACCCUCGUGGUUAGGGCUUUUCUUGCACAAAGUCCUCCAUCACACACAAACACUCCCUGAAUGCAAAUCCUAAGAGCCUUCAGUAUAUGUAGUUCAGCACUGGACACUGCUGCAGGUGAGUAAGCCAGCUGAUUUGUCGAGGCCCAUGUUGGUUGCAUAUUGACAGGCACACAUGACAAGUGUAAGGUGACCCUUGACUGUGUCCGUGCAGGACAGCUGCAGCUGCACAUUCCUACCCGUUCCUCAGCGAAGAUGGGAAUGUGAAUUCUUAUACGUACCAUGUCAGGUGGUUCUCUCACAGCACCUUUUUGCAUGUGGUGGGAAUCCAUGCAGGUCAUAGAGAGAAGGUUCAUUGCUGUUGCAUAUUGGGGAGCUGUCUUCCUAAAGCGAUGAGUUUAGGUUUGUUUGCAAAGGCAGCCGACAGUAAACGGCACACUGCGUGCAAAUAAUUUCAAAAUUGUCGAUUGUAGCAAAGUUGUUUGUAAUAGGGUUGCCGUAUUUCAAAAAGUGAAUAUCCGAACACAAAAGUUGUUGAGCUUUUUCUGCAAAAUCUCAAAAUGAAGUUGCUGUGCUUUUUUUUUUUUUUUAAGGAAAUUCGCCAAAAAAACCAACACUUCCGACAUUGCCAUACACCCGGGAGUCCCGGACGUAGGGCAGCCCUAUUUAUAAGAUAACACUACAAAUGGGAAACUAGUCCAAUUAUCAGACUCAGUUUAAGUUGAUUUGUGAAACAGCUUCUGAUCCUGAUAUACUUGCAUGUAACGAAGUAUUGCAGACCAUGGUCGCUUUGUGGUUUUUAGCGUGUGUGUGGUUGUCUGCAAGCUUCUGCUUUAUAUCAGGCAGCAACCUCUGCUAUAAAAAGGAGCAUUUAGUCAUUCACACUCCAUUUACUUCUGGCUUUAGGUGUGGACACCACUAAGGAUCCCUGCCAGAAAGUGAAAUGCAGCCGGCACAAGGUGUGCAUCGCCCAGGGCUACCAGCGGGCUAUGUGCAUUAGCCGCAAAAAGCUGGAGCACAGGUAAGGAAGCAGCUGGCCUCCCCAUGAGUCCCUGGUGCGACAAUAGGUGUUACUGAGUGACUUGCUCUUGCUUCCGCCGAGUCCUUUUGUGGUGGUCACACCAGGAAGGAAGGAAGCUGUUAUAAGCCAAUGGAGGACAACCCAAACUUAAAUACAGUUGGCUAGUAGAUUUAAAAGUGAUUUGUUUUAUUCAGGAUAUUGAAUGAAUAUUUUUUAAAGUGCCAAGUGCUUGUCAGCCACCCGCUGAAGUGCAACUUGUUAGCCAGGACUCUGAAACUCAGGACCAGGUAUAUUUCGGAUCAUGUGACACCUUUGUGACGUCAGGCGAUGGAGGCACUACCCAUCUCUCAAAAUGGCCCAUGGGGGUGGUCAGGAUUUGGCCCGUUGGCCAGAUCCUGCUCCCCACUGCCUGUUCUCACUGAACAAGCAGGUAUAGAGUUGCCUGCACAAUGUCCACAAGUCUUAACUUCUUUUUAAGAGUGAAAAGGCAGAGGAGGAAUAGGCAGUAUCCCUAAGGGAGGCCAUAUUGCGCAGGUGGACUCAUUCCUUGUGGCUAAGUCUCUCUUCUAUUCCUUCACUUAACGUUAUGCUAUGGUCCACAGGUGUUCACACAUGAGCUCUCUGCAAGUGUUCGCCCAAACUCCUGUGAGCUAAGAGCGGGGAGAAACAGGUGCAUGCACAUAUUCAUCUGAACACCCUUAAAAUCUCCCUCCAGACUUUUGCUCUCAAUACAGGAUGGUUUGAAGUGGAUCUGGCCCAUGCAGUGAUGCUGGGACUGGGGUUUCUGUUCAUGCCCCUGCCCCUUAUCAAUCCAUGUGCAUUCGCCCCAAAUGGCUGAAGAGGCCUUUGGCCUCGAUGGCUUUUCGCCCCUUUCUGCUGCGAACAAAUCAUAUAACUGAAGGUUAAAGUUGUUGCUGUUUGGCAGGCGGAAGCUCUGUGUGUGGCUUUCAUGGCAGUACAACAGGCAGAAAUCCAUAGGUGAAGCUUUUCCUUCUCGUGGCUCUGUGAAAAGUUUCACUUGUGGAUCCCUGCCUUUUAUAUUACAGUGAUACCUGAGGAGCACUCUCCGGUCUGCAGUUUCCGGAUAUUUCACAUUCCUCAAGUGCCAAACAGAGAAGAGCGCAUCUUGUGCCUGAGGGCGUGUUUGCUGCGAGGUUAUCCCUGCUUUAAUACGAAUUCUUUGUUUCUUUCUUAUCUCUCCCUCCUGUGCACCCACAGAAUCAAACAGCCUACCCUGAAACUCCAUGGAAACAAGGAGAGCUUGUGCAAGCCUUGUCACAUGACCCAGCUCGCAUCUGUCUGUGGCUCCGAUGGACACACUUACAGCUCCGUGGUGAGAGAAAAUGGCAGCAGCUAAGCCUGGAAACGAGAUUGGCGGGAGGGCAUUCGUUCAGGGGAAGAAGCAGCCGCAACGUUUCAGGGGGUCUGGUCUGAAUGUCAUAUCUGUAUAGUACUAUGCGGGGGGGGGGCGUGCAGGGAAUUUUUGUAUCUCUGUUCUCUUGAGUUGUUUUACAGUCUUUGCUUGUUCCUUACAUUCUUAAGUCAUAGGAUUGCAGAAUUGGAAGGGCUCCCUGAGGGUCAUCUAGUCCAGCCCCCUCCCCCACAGUGCAGGAAUUUGCCGCUGUCCCUUAAGGGGAUCAAACCCCACAACCUUGGCCUUAUCAGCGCCACGCUCUAGGCAACUGAGCUGCUAGAAUGAGCUCCAAGUCCUUUUGUUUCUCUACCCACCCACCUAUUCUAUCUUUACAACAACCCUGUGAGGUAGGUUAAGCUUAAAAACAAAACAAACCCAACCACCCAGUAAUGGACCCAAAGUUAUUCAGCGGGCUUUAUGGUGUACUGGGAGUUGGCUCUACAAAUAGCUUGUAAAUCCUAAUAGUAGUAGUAGUAGUAGUAAGAAGAAGAAGAUGAUGAUGAUACAAGGGAGCUUCCAGGCUUCCGGAAGGAAAGGUGGUGUUGUUUAGUCGUUUAGUCAUGUCCGACUCUUCGUGACCCCAUGGACCAGAGCACGCCAGGCACUCCUGUCUUCCACUGCCUCCCGCAGUCUGGUCAAACUCAUGCUGGUAGCUUCGAGAACACUGUCCAAACAUCUCGUCCUCUGUCGUCCCCUUCUCCUUGUGCCCUCCAUCUUUCCCAACAUCAGGGUCUUUUCCAGGGAGUCUUGUCUUCUCAUGAGGUGGCCAAGGUAUUGGAGCCUCAGCUUCAGGAUCUGUCCUUCCAGUGAGCACUCGGGGCUGAUUUCCUUCAGAAUGGAGAGGUUUGAUCUUCUUGCAGUCCAUGGGACUCUCAAGAGUCUCCUCCAGCACCAUAAUUCAAAAGCAGGAAAGGUAGCAGCAUAUAAAUGUAACAAAUAAAUAAAUAUUUACUUGCGUCUCGUGCAACACUUUGCCAUGGGAAAAGCUUGGUUCUUUAACUUGUUAUUAGGGCCUGUUUGUUUCAGAAUGGUUGCUCAAGGGACUAAUGUUUCCUCUUUCCGCAUUUCUGGAUUGUAGUGCGGAAAAGCACGUUCUGUUGGAGGCUCAGGAGUGAGGCCAUCUCAUUGUGAGGGAAGUGCCUGUCUCCUUCCUUAGGACAAGACUCAGGAGUGUGAGCAGAAGACAUGGAAGCCACUUGCCCCUUCCUCUUGAUGUGUCUUUUGACUGCUCACAACACCUCUCCUCUCAAGCUUAGAAACUUUGCCCUCUUUCCUACAUUGCCAUCUCAUGGACAUAAUUUUGUACUUCAUUAAUGCUCUUCUCCUCUAGGCUAUCAGUGGGUGGCCUAAGUCCUCUUGCCAUUCAUUUCCAUCUAUAAAAACGGACAAUUUUGUGAAAAUUGUAAGGACGCAUUAACCCAAACUGUGGAGCAGUACUUAGUACUUCAGUACAGUUAAAUAAAUUACAUACACACACAUACAUAUAUAUCUUAGUGGAAACACUGGAGGCAUUGUUAGCGAGCGAUAUUAAAGAUAAUAACCAACAAAGACAACCUCUCUGGCACCUCUGCUUAAUUUAUCACCAACCCACAAAAUUAUAUCAAGAUUAUAUAUAACCCUUUGGUGGAGGUCCCAGAGGUGGAGUAAUUGGUUGAUUUUAAAGAUAAAGAAGAGGUAAUUAUGAGCUGGGUUUUUUUUUUUUACUUUUUCUUUUGAGGGCAGCUAAAAUUGUCAUUGCUAAACGCUGCAGAUCUGCAGAAUUCUCGUGAAUGCUAGUAUGAUGAAAAGAACCAAAAAGGCACGGAGACAAUAAUAAAAUGAGGCACAGCUUUUAAGAGAAUAACAAAUUAUACGAAGGCUUCACUUCCUCUGGUGCAGACACGCAUUUAGUAACAGAGGGAGGGAUUUGUAGCGCUAAGGAGAUCACUCUGUCAGCACACACAUUUCUGUUUGCCUGACAGAGUGGUUUCCCUUCUCCUCCCUUCUCAUUCUGUACUGACACACGCACCCCCUCGGCCAAUUGUGCGGGCUUCCUUGUGUAGCCUUCUGCUAGUGCCUCCACCCCCAUCAUUCAGCCCGGACACUGAGGUCCAAUGCUGAGAGCCUUCUGGCGGUUCCCUCACUGCAAGAAGUGAAGCUACAGGGAACCAAGCAGAGGGCCUUCUUGGUAGUGGCACCUGCCCUGUGGAAGGCCCUCCCAUCAGAUGUCAAGGAAAUAAACAACUAUCUGGCUUUUAGAAGACAUCUGAAGGCAGCCCUGUUUAGGGAAGUUUUUAAUGUUUGAUGUUUUAUUGUGUUUUUAAUACUCUGUUGGGAGCUGCCCAGAGUGGCUGGGGAAACCCAGCCAGAUGGGCGGGGUAUAAAUUUAUUAUUAUUAUUAUUAUUAGACUGGUUAGUCAAAUCAGACCCACAGUAAGAAACGAAACUGCCUUAUACGAAGUCAGACGAAUUGUCCAUUCAGCUCAGUAUUGCCUGCACUGACUGGCAGCAACUCUCCAGGCAGGAGUCCUUAUCAGUCCUGCCUGGAGACGCCGGGGAGUGAAAUUGGGACCUUCUAUACGGAAGGCACGGGACACAGGUGGCGCUGUGGGUUAAAGCACAGAGCCUAGGGGUUGCCAAUCAGAAGGUUGGCGGUUCAAAUCCCCGCGACGGGGUGAGCUCCCGUUGCUCAGUCCCAGCUCCUGCCCACCUAGCAGUUUGAAAGCACGUCAAGUGCAAGUAGAUAAAUAGGUACCGCUCCAGUGGGAAGGUAAAUGGCAUUUCUGUGCGCUGCUCUGGUUCGCCAGAAGCGGCUUAGUCAUGCUGGCCACAUGACCCGGAAACUGUACGCCGGCUCCCUCGGCCAGUAAAGCAAGAUGAGCACCGCACCCCCAGAGUCGGCCAUGGCUGGACCUAAUGGUCAGGGGUCCCUUUACCUUUAUACGCAAGGCAGAUGCGCUACCAUUGAGCUAUGCCCCUUCCACGAAUUUAUUUUAUCCUCAUUGUCACCUGUAAUCAAACAGGUUUUUGAAACGAUAUGAAAACCUGCUGGGCCCAUUGACCAGACCAGAAAUCAAGAUGAGUUUUGGCAGCAAGAUCAAGGAAUCCUUUUUUCUUUUCUUUUUUAAGGGCACCUUCAUUUCUGGGGAAGGAAAUACUAUUGGCUUUCCCUGGUGUUGGUUAGAAAAGGGAGAAUGUCUGUUACCAAGAUGUUGGUAUCAAAACAUCACAUUCUGGAAACAAAAUGCAUACAAUUAGGACAUUGUGAAUGGUUUUGGCCCACGGAAUCAUGACUGGAACCAACAGGUAGAAAUGGCAACGAAGCAGAUUUCAGCUUAAUAUUAGGAGAAACUUCCUAACAGUAAGAGCUCUUUGACAGCUUUGGGAGGUGGUAGGUUCUCCUCUGCUGGAGCUGUUUAAGCAGAGGCUGGCUGGCCCUCUGUUGAGGUUGCUGUAGGGGGGUGCUGAACUCGUUGACCUUUCGAGGUGCCUCCCAUCUUUUUGAUUCCAUGAAAUGUAAAGCAGGUCCCUUAAAAAGACGGACAGCAGCAAUACAAAUAUCGCCAAGGGUUUGAGGUCAUUUGACUUUCCUUCUAGACAAAGUGAGUCUCUGGGUAAUAGUGCAGUGGUAUAUUUACAGUAUUGGAGGUGAGUGCAAUAUGCCUUUGCGUUACAUGCAGUACAGUGAAGCUGUUCAGGAUUGGUGUGACUCACUGAGCCAAAGCUCGUUUGGGUAGCCCUUGUCAUGCUGUGCUGACCUACUUUUUCUGCCUUCUGGCUGUUGGAAUGGGGGAGUCUGUUCCAACUAAGCUCUUGCCUUUAGCACAUACAAUUGCAUUUAACUCUCUCAAAAUAGAGAUGCGAGUCUUGUGAAGAAUCGCCUCCCAGCCUGGGGUAAACUGAUUCAGAAACCAAAGCAUGGUACCUUUGCUAAAAACUGAGGCUGGUUUUUAUACAGCUCCUGAAGCAUGCAACUCAGAGAUCUUUUACAGCCAUUUUUGGAUUGCUCCGUAUGGUGGCCGGGACAAUUUGCAACAGGAAGUGAGGAUUCUGAUUCUUCCCUGCUUGUCUCCUUGCAUCCCGAGCACUGAUCUGGCAGUGAGGUGGAGCAUUGGAAUUAUGGCUUUGCUGCUAAGUAAAUAGCUUGUAACAUGCUUUGAACCAACCACUUGGAACCAUAGAUUUGGAGGUGGUCUUGUUGGACAUGUAGUUUGAUGCAGGAAAUCCAGAGCGGUCCAGCCUGUUUGAAAGCCUCCUACGAGUAGGGGAUGGGAGGAGAAAUUCAAUUCAGUUUGCGUGUAAAGAUGAACGUACCUACUUCAUGCUUUCCAACACAAUACGAGAACCAAAGCACAGUCUUCAAAAGUCACACUUUUCUGAAUUUUGCAGUGCAGCUCUCCUGAGAAGUAAUGUGUACAAAGAUGCACAUACUGGUGUAAAGUGUGCAUAAAAAUGCAUAUAUGAGUGAAAAAUGACAUGAAACAGUUUAUUGUAUUAGGGGAAAUUGUUUUGCGUACACUUGUUCAUUAGGGGAAAUUGCAUACAAACGUGUAGAUUAGGAUAAAUGUACACAAAAACGCUGGUGAAUUUUCAUGGGAACUUUUUUUUAAAAAAAAAUCACAACCAUGUGGAAAUAUGGAGAACUGAAUUUAAGUUUGGAGAAAUGAGAAACUGGAAUAAAUUGAAGAUUUGUCCAUCGCUUGUGCCAGUGAGGGAGACUGCACCAUCCCUCUAAGUAAUCAGUUCCAUUGCCCAUCUUGCUCAAAUUUGUUUUGGGUUUUGUGAAUCUACCCCUUCAUCUUCCCACCAACUAAAUCCUCCAUUUCCAUACACUCUGUGUGUGGUGUUUUGUCACAGCCAAAUAUACUGGGGUCCUUCCCUUUUUUUAAAAAAAAUGUUACUCUUUCUCCCAUCCCAUCAGUUAUUAAGAUGUUUGUGAAUGCCCCAUGAAAUCACAGCAGGUCAAGUCAGUGGCUGGGGGAAAUAUUUUUCUAUAGUUUGCAGGAAACAGGCAGCCAGUUUGUAGCCUAUUAUGCACCAAAGAAUGUUGAGAAGCCUUAGCCUGAUUAGUUCGAAACCAGGGCACAGCAGGAAAUUUCAUUCGGGGGAGAUUAGCACUAAGAAGAUUCAUUGUUAUUUGCUUUUGGUUCCUCGUUGCCUGAAGAGUUAAAUAAAAAAAAGUAACAGGAUCAGAAGGCUGGCCUGCCGCAAAACCCUUCUGUUGCAAUCUGUCCUUGGAUUUCAAAGGGGUCAGCGGGAGAGAGAUGCUUGUUGCUGGAACUUAGAGCUCCUAAAUGUACUCAGAAUAAAGAGCAAGGAUCAUCAUGGGAAGGAGGCAGGAUCUAGCCAUGGAGCAUGGGGGGAAAGUUUGAUUCCCCAUCCCUACGCAGAGCCCUCCUGUGUUUUGGCAUGAGAUAUGGUGGCGCUGUGGGUUAAACCACAGAGCCUAGGACUUGCCGAUCAGAAGGUCGGUGGUUCGAAUCCCCGCAACAGGGUGAGCUCCCGUUGCUUGGUCCCUGCUCCUGCCAACCUAGCAGUUCGAAAAGCACGAAGUGCAAGUAGAUAAAUAGGUACCGCUCUGGCGGGAAGGUAAACGGCAUUUCCGUGCGCUGCUCUGGUUCGCCAGAAGCGGCUUAGUCAUGCUGGUCACAUGACCCAGAAGCUAUACACCCGCUCCCUCGGCCAAUAAAGCGAGAUGAGCGUCGCAACCCCAGAGUCGGUCACAACUAGACCUAAUGCUCAGGGGUCCCUUUACCUUAUAAGCAGAAUCGGGUGCACUAUAAUUAAAAACCCCGUCCAUGCCUUUGCAAUCAAAAUCCCACGUCAAGCCAAAUUAUGUGAUCUGUGUAAGCGGGUGAAAAAUAAGCCCAUUUGCAAGAUGUCUCUUGUAUUGAAAAAUAGUGACCAAUAAAUAAAUGCAGAAUUCUGCAACAUUUCUUUUGUGCUAGUCAUUAAGAGCAUGAGAAACUGCCUCAUGCACUGAAGCCCCACCCCAGCUACCAAAAGCCUUAUUUACCUAUUUUUCGCCCUAGAGGACGCACUUUUUCCCCUCCAAAAAUGAAGGGGAAAUCUGGGUACAUCCUAUGGGGCUAAUGCAGGCUUUCGCUGCACACCGACCCCUCUCGCUCUCCAGGCUUCAGGAAGACAUCCGCAGCCUAGGCAGCCCUGCGGGAGUUCCCGCAGGGCUGUCUAGGCUGCGAAUAGCAGUUUGCUUCCCGCAGCGCCGGGCGCGCUGAAAGCAGAGCGCCCGGCGCUUCGGGAACGCAUCCGCAGCCAAGCCAGCCCUGCGGGAGGUCCCGCAGGGCUGUCUAGGCUGCAGAUAGCAGCCUGCUUCCCGGAGCGCUGGGCGCGCUGAAAGCAGAGUGCCCGGCGCUUCGGGAACACAUCCGCAGCCUAGGCAACCCUGCGGGAGUUCCCGCAGGGCUGUCUAGGCUGUGGAUAGCAGCCUGCCGCCCGGCGCUACAGGCGCCUUGAAGCAGAGCGUCCCUCGCACCGGGCAGACAUCCGCAGUGUGGGGAGCCCUGCAGGAGUUCCCCUCAGGGCUCCCCAAGCUGCGGAUAGCAGCCUGCCGCCCGGCGCGAGGGGCGCCCUGAAGCAGAGCGCCCCGCGCGCCAGACAUACAUCUGCUGCGUGGGGAGCCCUGCAGGAGUUCCCCACAGGGCUCCCCACGCUGCGGAUAGCAGCCUGCCGCCCGGCACGCGGGGCACCCUGAAGCAGAGCGCCCCUCGCGCCGGGCAUACAUCCGCAGCGUGGGGAGCCCUGCAGGAGUUCCCCACAGGGAUCCCCACGCUGCGGAUAGCAGCCUGCCGCCCGGUGUGAGGGGCGCCCUGAAGCAGAGCGCGCCGGGCAGACAUCGGCCAGCCCCACAAGCUCGGGGGACAACAGGGAGGCGCAGCGCCGCCAUCCCGCUGUUCCUCGACCUGGUUCGGUUUCCCCGACCUGGUUUGGGGGGGGGGAUUUUUUCCCUUUAUUUCCCCCCCAAAAAACUAGGUGCGUCCUAUGGGACAGAGCGUCCUAUGGGACGAAAAAUGUGGUAUUCCCCGCUUCCUUCCCCUCCCUUGCACACAUACUUGUGUAUAUAUAUCUUCCCCGUCAUAAAAGCAGAAAUUCUCAGAAAGCCUCGUUUUGUGGUGCCCAUUUCCCUCCCCCCCCCCCAUGGAAAUCACGGCAGGCAUGUAGCCUUGGCUAGUAACAGAACCCUUUCCUAAGUUGGACUACAUCAGCUGAGCACCAUUGCUCCAGCUGGGCAUGGCUCCAGAGGCAGAGUUCAUUAUACUGCCAUAGGAAUACUUUCCAAGACCCGCUGUGCUUUCUAUCGUGGACAAAAGGGAAAUGGUCACAUCCUCCGAUUUAUUAUAUUGAAUGUCAGCAUAUUGAUAUACACAGCCGCUAAUCCCUGUGAUUAAUGUGUUUACACUGGAGCUGAUUAAUGGAGUUGCUUCCCAUCAAGGAGCGUUCGGAGGAAUAUUAUUCAUGGAAUUUAGAAUUGGGCGGGGGGGGGAGAGUAACCGUUAUGAACUUGUGCAUGAGUAUUCAGCCAUUGCAUUAAGCAGUAGGUGUAUCGUCAUCUUAGUGCAGAACUUAGAGUAUCCGUUUGUUUGUAGUGUUUGGACCUUGCUCCAGAAGCCGAAAAGCAACUUAACAAUCAUUUAAAAAGCAAGACAGUUGCUGCCCUCAGGUUUAUAAUUUAAAAGAGAUGAUACAAAAAGGGGGAAAGGGAUGGAGGGAAGAUAAGCAAACUCAGGCACCAGGUUUUUGCAGGACGAGCUGGGAUGGAAACAACUUAAGGAGAGGAGGAGCCAAAAGGGUCUGGCCUGUUGUCCGAGGUGAUGAAGUGGUUCUGCCUCCCAUCUCCCCUUCUGCUCUUGCUCCUGCUGCCAAAGAUAGAGGAGAAGGAGGCAUUGUCCACUCUGUAAGGGUGUGUGAUCUAUGUUGGACAGACUAGACAGGGACUACCAAAUGAGGAGGGAAGCGUCAGGCGGCAGCAGAGGAGCAGGUGAGAUGAGGUCGAGGAGGUUCAUGGCAUGCUCUCCUAGACCAGCAGAGACCGUCCCCCAUUUGAUUGGCAAGUGCUGACUUCUCUGACUGUCUACUCUCCAUUCUGUCUUGCAGUGCAAACUGGAGCAGCAAGCCUGCCUGACCAGCAAACAGCUGACGGUUAAGUGCGAGGGGCAGUGCCCAUGCGCGAGUGAGCAUAGCCCGACCUCAGCCACAGACACCAAACAAGGUCAGGGGGAACAUUUUAGCAAAUAGUCUGAUGACAGCAUCCUCUCCUUCCCUUUCUCUCUCUGCUGCUUUUUGUGUGAACAACAGAAAGCAUGCCUAAGAGUCUGGCAUUAAAUCGUAUUCCAAGGGGCCCCAAUCUCCCUUGAUCAUGCCAUAUGCAUUCGUCUGCCAGGAAAACUACAUGAGACCAUGAUCCAGACGCAGGCAAGCUCCCUCCCCCGGUAACACAUCUCACACUGCGGUUUCGUGUGCAUUGUCAUCAUUUUGUUCUGGGAAGGUGACCCCAGGGCUGGCAUUACUACCAGGCAACCUUGGGCAGUUUCAGGGCUCCAGCAUUGUGGCAGCGGGCACUGCUGCUGCUUGCCAUGGACCCACCUUUUAAAAACAAACAAAAAAGAGCUAGUUCUCUACGCUGGGUCUACUCACUGUUUAAAUUUCCUACGGGAAAUACCUACGGGACCGCCUCUCCUGGUAUGUCCCAUGGAGGACCUUAUGGUCUUCAAACAAAAACAUUUUGGAGGUCCCAGGCCACAGAGAGGUUAGGCUGGCCUCAACCAGAGUCAGGGCUUUUUCGGCUGUGGCCCUGAUCUGGUGGAACGCUCUGUCACAAGAGACUAGGGCCCUGUGGGACUUGACAUCUUUCCGCAGGGCCUGCAGGACAGAGCUGUUCCACCAGGCCUUUGGCCAAGGCACAGUCUGACCCCCUCCUUUGGUGAUCCUCGUAGAACUCUGGCCCAGUGGUUGCCAUUUGAUUUUGAAUUGAUUUUAGAAUAUUGAUUUUAGAAUGCUGUGUUACUUUUAAUGCUGUUAGCUGCUCUGAGCCCAGCUCCAGCUGGGGAGGGCGGGAUAUAAAUAAAAAUUUAUUAUUAUUAUAUUAUUAAAAUGCUCCCUUCCCCACAGUGCAGCAUUGUUCUAGGGCAGCGUUCAGAGCACAGUCUCAGCUGCACACUAAUGCCAGGUAAGCCCAUCAGAGCCCACUGCUGGGGAAGGGCUUCCAUAAAGAGUACACAUUGCCCAGGUCCCACACACACAUCUAGGGUCUCCUAGACUUGGGUCAAUAUGGUGCUGACUUAAGAGCUGUGGGAAAGCUUAAAGCACCAAAAAUCAGGUUCCCCCAUGGCUGCAGUUCUGGUCCACGCAAUAAAGAUUCAGAAAUCAUUUCAGCACAUCUGCCAAGAGCCAGUUUGCAUGGAAAUGGGAAAUCCAGUUCACGCUACACCGUCGUUUGCAAAAUGGAGGAAGGAAGGAAAUAGGUCCAUUUUGUUGUUGCUUAGAUUUCUUCCUUGCCCGUCACCAUAAGGACCCAAGGCAGGUUUAGACAGUAUUAAAACCAGAUGAACCAAUUUACAAUCAAAAAUAUAAGGUGGGUCCUAAAAACGUACCAUAGGCAUCAAAGGCCAGGAUAAAGAGGUAAGUAUCUGCUAUGAGGCAUGCAUGAAAUAAAUAUAAAUAAAUAAAUGAAUAAAUAGAAUGCUUAAUGUUACUUAGCGAAUAUAGCACUGUUACCUGAGUAAAACCUAGCAAAUUAAUUAGCAAAUUAAUUGUGUAACUUUUGUUCAAUUUGUUGGUAUAAAGGUUGUUUCUGAGUUGUAUGCUAUUCUGUACCUAAACCCUUAAAAUGGCAGGCUUCUGUCUGCUGCUUUACAUCCCCAUAAAAGUACAGAAGGCCAAAUUCUAGACAAGUCCAAGAUGUGUAACACACUCUGGUUAGGCAAGUGAGUGGUGCUCUUGUCAAAUCCUGGAGUUUAUCCACCAUUUGGACAGCUCAGACUUUUGUUUAAGGCAGGGAUUUCCAAGCUAAUAAAUGUCACAAGUCAUCCCCUUCCCCAACUCCUCAGUAAGCAGUCCUUUCUGUAUUACACACAUAAACAAACUGACUUUACUCCACGAAGGUGGAAUGUUUUGCUACAUGAAAGAGACUUGCACAAUGAAUAAAAUAGAGUUUGGGUGUCUUUCAUAUUCUUCCCAGCUUGGGGUGCUCAGUUAAUAAUUCUGCAUUUGAUUUACAGAAACCUGUACUGGGCAAGACUUGGCAGACUUGGGGGAUCGGCUCCGUGACUGGUUCCAGCUCCUGCAUGAGAAUGCCAAACAGAACAGCUCCGGGAGCGCAGGGGCCAAUCCAGUGAAUGGUAUGCAGAAACUGUGGCCAUUGUCAUAUGCAUACGCGUACACAGUCAUGGAAAGACAGGGACGGAGCCAUGCAAUCUCUGAAGAGAUUCUCUCUGCAGUUACUGGACUGAUAUCUGUGUCCAGUGAUUCCCUUAGACUGAACAUCUUUGAGCUGCAGGUGGAUGGUUGGCUGCAUGAUUGAAUAGGUUUAAAAAACAAACACUUUUCUGUCCUUGGAAAGCCUGCACGUUGGGGAGAAAGGGUUGCGUUCAAGGUAGUAGCAUUAAGGCGAACCUUAAGUAAGAAUUAGGAUUUCUGCUUGCACAAGGAAAUGUUCUCCUCCUCUGCUUCCUCCCUAAAUCUCUUCUGGGGUUUCCUCCAACUCUCUGGAGUAGGUUUGAGGACAGCGGCCGGGGACCCAGUUGUGUUAAUGCAACAGUUCUGUUGAAUAACGCCCAUAUUUCUUCUAUAUAUUUCUUCCUGGCAGGCUGGUUUUCCACACACAGGGAGUUUUUGAUAGCGGAUAAUGCUGAAACGUGUGAUUCACAAUCUACGAAGUGGUACAGUCCUGGGGAUACUUAUGCGCAAUAGGAUAUUUCUGAAUGCAUACUUUGGCUUAACUCAGGGGUUACUCUCCCAUCAUCCAGAGCCAGUAUAGUCAAUGGACAAGGAUGGAAGGGAGUUGUAAUCCAACAACAUCUGGAGGGCCACUGGUCACCCCGCCCCUUGGCUUAACCCCUCUAUUUCCUCUAAGUUAUACCAAGAAGAACGUUGUUUCAUUCAGGUGUGAAAGACGCAGGAACAUAUUCAGCUGUAACGUCAGCAGUGCAGAAACACCGGUGGGAAAAUUCCGCCAGAAAGCUCUGUGUUCUGCACUGAACGGGGGAAGGUGACCACAAUCAGCCCUUCAACAACUCCUAUUAGAGAGGGUCAGCCUUGUUGCAAUGAAUAGGACUUUGCGAGAGCCACAGGCUCAUUUAUUUCACCGGAGCUGGCGCAGCAGAUGUGCCUGGUUCCGUCAAUCUUUAUUCCCCCUGUUGUGUCAGCUUUUAUUUUCCCUUGUGAAACUAAAUUGUUUUUGCUUUGGCUGAGCAGUUACUUGUUGGAUGCCAGCAGCUUGUCGUAUUUCGGCACUAAACUGGUCUUUAUGUGUGACUCUAUUAGUUUAUAUACCAUAAGAUCAGGAACGGGGAAUCUGCGGCGCUCCAAAUGCUGCUGGACUACGAAUCCCAUCAUUGACCCCAGCUGCCGACCAAGCUGGCUGGGAAUGAUGGGCAAUGUAGUCCAAUAAACUCUGUAGGGCCACAGCUUCCCCAUCUCUGCACUAAACAGUUCUUGAGUCACCAUCAUGUUCAUCCAGUCAGAUUCGGUGCGUUAAAUGCAGCUUUACAUGUGCCAUUUGCCACAUUUUCAUUAGCUGAAACACAAUACUUUGUUCUCAGAGCUGAUCUGAGAAAUUAAUGCUCUAAUGACAAGUCUGUGGAAUUUUAAUAAUGAUAAUAAUAAAUUUAUUAUUAUUAUUAUUAUUAUUAUUAUUAUUAUUAUGCAUUUUGUAGUUGGUGUGAUGAAAGGAAAAAUGUGCUUAGCAUGGAAAGUUGGACUGGUUUGUCAUCAGCAAAUGCACAUUUGUACAUUAAACCAAGCAACCCUGCUCAUCUCCUGGCUGCUUCCACGGAGCAGAGCUUUCUGUGUGGGCCACCCACACUCUGCCAGUUGCUGUGUGAGCACAGCAAGGUAAAGGUCUUUGCGCACUUGUUUGUUUUAAGCAAGUCCCCAGCCCCUGAGCAGAGUUGGCAGAUUGGUCCCAGAGCACACGCAGAACGUGAAGUGCGACCGGUCAGGAGGAAGAUCAUUAGUUUAAAUGUCAGUGAACAGAAACCGCCAAGCCUCAUGCUUCUCCCACAGGCGGGCCUGAUGCAUUGCAUGAAGUCUUGCCGCGUUGGGAGGGCGAUGCCCUUGUGCCACCGCUGGCUCUGCCGCUCCCAUCCCUCGGCUUUCGUAAGCAGAGCAGUGGGCCGCCGUGGCUCACCUCCAGCGGCGAGGAAGUCCAUCUGGAACCAGCCUGGCAGCAGCAUCACAAACUACGUAGGAGAUAGGAAGUGAAGCAGGCCGUGCGGGGAAAUGGCAAGGCUCCCGUCUCCUUCAACAGCAGCUGCUUUUCCUAGAGGGCCACUUUGAGAAGCGAGCCGAGCGUGGCAGGCCGACGCCGCAGCCAUGACCCUUUCAGGCGGGCUGCCACUGUCUUCUGCUGCCCUGUGUGCCACGUCCUCCUUGCAUCUUCUGCCUCUAGCUUGGCUUCAGGAAGGAGAGGGGUAGCAGCUGGUACCUUGUAGAGGACCAGAUUUUGCCAGUGGGCCUGCAGUUGUUCACCUCUGCUCCAUACAUGCUUAACAUGUAUUUGCCGAGCAGAACUGCGAUGGCGGUAUUUUGGGGUUCCGGUGCAGAAUUUCAGGCCUGCAGGCCUGACGUUUGAAUCCUGAUGAGCAGCAGCAUCGACAGACAGCCUUUCCACUAGAGGCCGUGUGUAUGCACAGGCUUGUGUCAACGCACGAGCUUUUAAAUAAGUAAAAAUUCUGCAACUAGGAAGACGGAACCCUGCAAUCGGUAUAAAUUAUGCAGAUCAAGCCUAUUUGCAUAAUACAUGCAGCUUCUCUGAGGACCGGCAAGGCACUCCAGGAGCACCUGCCUCUCAGCCACAGGGUGUUCUGCUUGGCUUCUCGUUUGUGUAGCUCCUAAGCAUCGCCUACACGUUUUUAAUCACCCCUGUCUUUGUAGCCAUAAGGUCUAGCAGCUUGCUUGGUUUCUUUAAAAUAACGAGUAGAACCUGCAACAAAUCACUGCAGGUGAUCUACCUCUCAGUGCAAGUGCUCCUGUUCAGAGUUGCAGACAGACGUGUUAUCCUUAGGAUACUCCGUUGCACACACAGACACACACUUUGGGUUUUUUUGUUUACCAGCUGACACUCAACAUUCCACAGCUGCUGAGCAUGCUCAGUCUCCAUUGGGUUGUCUUUGGGGUGGUUUUGCCUCCUAGGGGUGUAUUUUUUAAGUUUUAUACUUCUUCUUACUUUGAGGUUCACCUUCAUACACUGCUUCUCCCAUCUCGUCUCUCAGAAACCCCAUUUCGGCUCCAAACCACCUGAGUUCACUCUUAGAGGGAGCAAUGGAAGCUGAGGGCCUCAGGAUGAUGAAUUCUGCACCCAAAUCCCGCACUUGCGGGCGCAAGCGACCCUCGUUAGAACUAUAUGCGCAGAGGCACCUUCGCUCCCCCUUACUCUUCUUUCUCACUCUCUGCUGUUGUUGUUUUUUCAAACCCCUUCUGCUUGCAGUGCUGGACAAGAGCCUUGUGGCCAGUUGCAAAGACUCGAUUGGCUGGAUGUUUUCCAAGCUGGACACCAACGGCGACCUUUUCCUGGACCAGACGGAGCUGGCAGCCAUCAACCUGGACAAGUACGAGAUCUGCAUCCGGCCUUUCUUCAACUCCUGCGACACCUACAAGGACGGCCGCGUCUCCACCGCAGAGUGGUGCUUCUGCUUCUGGCGAGAAAGUGCGUUGCUGCAAGGUUUCUCCUAAGAGUCUUUUGUGUUGACUCCUUCCAGUCAGUCAUAUCCCGCCAUUCUUUAUAUAGUGCCAACUGUUGUAAGUGAUGCUGAAAGACACACACACACACGCUGACAAAUGGGCUUCUCCCUAUCUUUCACUGAUGGCACUAAGCUAAAGGCCUCUUCUUGGCUGAUGUGUUUUACCAUAGCAUAAUACUAAGUUCAGGGACUGUGGGUUAAACCACAGAGCCUAGGACUUGCCAAUCAGAAGGUCGGCGGUUCGAAUCCCUGCGACGGGGUGAGCUCCCGUUGCUCAGUCCCUGCUCCUGCCAACCUAGCAGUUCGAAAGCAUGUCAAAGUGCACAUAGAUAAAUAGGUACCGCUCCUGCGGGAAGGUAAACUGCGUUUCUGUGCCCUGCUUUGGUUCGCCAGAAGCGGCUUAGUCAUGCUGGCCACAUGACCCAGAAGCUGUACACCGGCUCCCUCGGCCAAUAAAGUGAGAUGAGCGCCGCAACCCCAGAGUCGGUCACGACUGGACCUAAUGGUCAGGGGUCCCUUUACCCUUUACCUUUAGUACUAAGUUCAAGCUGUUUAAAGAGGCACUUGUUAACAGCCCCACUUAGAUUAAAGAUCAUUGUCCUUUAUUUGCACGCCACCUUUCCGUCGUAAAUUUUGCUCGUGCUGGCAAAACUGGCUAAGUGGCAACAGAAUUUAACAAUAAGUUAACUAAAACAUCUCGGCAUCUCAGUAAUAAAUAUACCAUAAAAUUGAACAUUAGUAAGGUCUACUAAUAAAACGCAGAAACAUCCCUGUAAAUAAGGUACCUUCAAGAUUAAUUCUGGACCCCAAGGGAAGCCCCAAACAUCACCCCACCUUGAUAGUCUCUAGCAGCAUGCUUUUUCCCAGACUUGCAGCGAAGCUGGUCUCUCUUAUAUUUUCUCCCCGGGAGCUGCCAAUAGUUUUUAGGAGGGAGAAUAUUUGCUUAGCGUUUAUGUAGUGCUUUUUCUUAUGAACUCAGAGCCCUUUGCAUACACACACACACACACUUCAGUAAUCCUUGCAACAGCCCUGCAAGUUAGACCACUGCUGUUAGUAAAUGAAACACUGAUAUUUAUGUAAGUGGUUUUUCUUAAGGGCUUAGAGCACUUUGCAUAUUUUAUGUUAAUUAUUCUUCCAGCAGUCCUGCAAGGUAGGCCCUCGUAUCAGAGAUUACUGGGUCAUUUAUUGACACGGCUCCGCUGAGAUUGUUUUGAGCUGGUUUUUGGCAAUCCUGGAAUGGACGUGUGUUUUGCUUUGGGUGUUUCAGAGCCUCCUUGUCUUGUGGAGCUGGAGAGGAUACAGAUCCAGGAAGCAGCCAAAAAGAAACCUGGUGAGUUGUGGAACUGGGGAGCUAUUGGGGGAUGGGUGAGGGAAGGGGAAAGGGAUCUUGUGGAUGUCUCGUGCUGAUAGUCAAUGCUUGGAAGGCACUUCAGCAGGCAGUGCUGGUUUCUUUCAUCCAAGCCCCAUCUCUGCUUGCCCCACAGCUGAGGGCCAGAGGAUCCACACCUGUUUUAGAUGAUGGUGUCAUGGAAAUGAAGAUUUAGGCAGAUCUAACGGCUCUUCCCUAAGGUCCAGCUCAGGCAUCCCAAAACUCGGCCUGCUGGCUGUUUUGGGACUACAAUUCCCAUCAUCCCUGACCACUGGUCUUGUUAGCUAGGGAUGAUGGGAGUUGUAGUCCCAAAACAGCUGGAGGGCCGAGUUUGGGGAUGCCUGGUCCAGCUCAUACAUGUGGGUGGACAUGCUCAAAGCAGCCUUAUGGCUGGAGCCAUUUGUGCGAGCAAAUCCCCAAUCUGGGCAGAUUUCAGCAAUAAUCGUGCAACAGCUCAUUGUCGCAGGCCAGGCCAGGGGUGUUUGUAGCAGUGCAUUGCUCUGGCCGUGUGCAUAUAUGGCAAUCCACUUAUUACACAUUAUGAUUUUUGUCAGUGGUUUUUGCACACCAUAAUUCUUGUCAGGGAAAUAAUCGAUGUGUGGAGAUUUUCCCUUGUCGUUUUCCACUGCAUAUGUUUAUGCGUGAAAGCACCUCUGAGGUCAGAUCAUUUUUUGUUUAACUGAAGAAGCUAAUUUUUUAAGGUGGUUCUAAGCACAAUUAAAUAUAAAGUCCGUACUCUGGCCAGUUAUUCCUUACAGUCUAAGCUCCUUUCUUAUUCAAAGUGUAUGAUCUUCCUUUAAAUUCCCAGUUGUACAAGAUGCUGUGGGCUGCUAGGGUUGCCAUAUGUCCUCUUUUUCCAGGACAAGUCCUCCUUUUCGCCAUGGCGAUCCAUAGUUAAAAGCAGAAGUCGGCAAAUGUGUCCCUCUUUUUUGUUCUUCAAAACACAGCAAUCCUAAAAAUCAUUUCCCAGCAAUGAAGUCCUGCUGCUGCAACCAUUGUAUCCCAACUCUACUGACGCCCUGUUGCUGAUUUUGCUUUCCCAGGGAUCUUCAUCCCCAGCUGCGAUGAGGAUGGGUACUAUCGGAAGAUGCAGUGUGACCCAAGCAGUGGGGAGUGUUGGUGCGUGGACCACCUUGGCAUGGAACUAACAGGAACGCGGAUGCAUGGGAAUCCAGAUUGUGGUAAGGAGAAUGGAGAGGGAAGGUGGGAAGAACUGUUGGCGGGUUGGAGCACAAAACGUACACGUUGCAAACGACGAGGCGGGCCUCCAAUGUGGCCCGUCAUGGAUUGGUUGGAUUCAGAGGGACGGUGGAAAGAACCAGCUGUGGAACCCACAAGAAGGCUCAGAGCCCAGGGAAUGGUGGUGGGACCACGAUGAGCGGUCAGAGGGAGAAGACUGGGCAGAGGAGAUGUCGGAAGCUGAAGAGGUAACAGGACUGAGUGAGCUGGGAGAGUCUGUGGCAGAGAGGAGUCCAGAAGCUGAAGCAGGAGAGGAGGGAGGCCAAGAGGCAGAGAGGAGACUGGCUAGUGAAGAGGCACAAGUGUCUCCCCCUCUUGCCGCGACCAGCUCCCCUCCCCCUGGUCUCCCAGAACAUGCAGAGAAAUGAAGAGAGCAGAGGGAUGGGAGACAAGACAACAGAGCCUUCGGCUGCCGGGGAAGGAAUUGAGGGAGGAGCCUUAUAGAGCGGUGGGAAGGUGGGGACCUCGCAACUGCUUCACUGGGGAAGACCUACUAGGAAGAGUUGCUGUGAUCUCUAGGCCUGCACUGUUUUGGUUUCUUCGAAUAAAGAGUUAACUUCACAGACACUGGAGUUAGGCAGCAGUGAGGAGGUAGGAACCUUCAGUCUCAGCAAGUGCUUCUGAGCGGGGGGAGGGGGCAAGACUUACUGGAGACGAGUUGCUGUGCUCCCGAGGCCUGACACUCCUGGGGUUUUUUUUGCCAACAAAGAGUUAACUCCAUCUCGCUCGGUGUGAUUUCCUGCUGGCUCGCUCCUAUUGGCCCCACUUGUAGAGUUGAGUGGAAAGGUUUCCUCGCCAUGGAAGAAGUGAAUGAAUGCCUUCUGAGGGCGAGGGUUCACUAUCCACGGUUACCAAAGUGCCGCACCGCCGUUUCCUUACUAAUGCUGCUGCUUCUGCUGCUGCUGUUGUUGUUCUUGUCGUUGCAGAUGAUAUCGUUGGAUUCUCUGGGGACUUUGGGAGUGGCGUCGGGUGGGAAGACGAGGAAGAGAAAGAGACUGAGGAAGCAGGCGAGGAGGCCGAGGAGGAGGAAGGCGAGGCGGGAGAGGCCGACGACGGAGGCUACAUCUGGUAGAAGCCGCCGAGGGCACAGUUUGGUCAGGAUGCUGGCUGCAGGGCUGGGAGACGGCCGUCAAAACCCGAAGGAGAGGAACAGCUUAACAAGAUGAUCAGGAAACACAGUUGAAUGUAACUAACUAUGGCAGAACAUGUUGUGUGUGCGUGUGUGAGUGUGUGUAUGUAUGCACCUGCCUGGGUGAGUCCAUUCUCCUUACAUGGCCGUGGGGAUUAUCUUGUUUCCCACCCCCCAGCUUAGCAGAGAUCAAAGCUGUAUCAAAGCAAAAUGGGAAAGGGGGCAAAGUAUUCUGCACUGUAGGUUUGGGUGGUCUUUUUAUAUAUAUAAAUAUAUUUAAAAAAUGUAAUUUAAUUUAAUGUUUGAAUUGUCUUAUCACACAUUUCCGCUCGUAGCCAGACCCCCAAAUAUGUUUACCUGCCCCAUCAUCUCUUGUGUUAUGGUUCCUAGCAAUAGCUUCCAACAAUUUACACAUUGUUAGUUAUGUACACCCUGGUGCACCAGAUUGCUUUCAAGCACAUGCUCUGCAAGCGGCCAGGAGCUCUGCCAAGCAUUCCUGGGUCUUCGUUGCAAUGGAAGAGGUGUGAUCACCUGGACUUCGGCUGACAGGUCAGGGAUGAAGAGCAGCCCCUUUCUCUUCCUUUGACCAUAUGUUAGAUCCAUAUCAGGCUGGGACAGGUAGCACAGCGCUGGUUCCAAACUUGGCUAGCAUAUAACGGACUUCUCAGACACCGAGAGGGUCCUGCAAAAUCCUACCUCCCUGGAAAAUUCCCCACAGGAGGCUUGGCAUCCUCGUCUUGAUUUAAGAACCGACAGGUGAUCACAGGAUUGCGCCCGCUGAUUUAGAGGAUCCCAAGAAAGGGCACUGCAAACUUGUCUCAACUUUAUCUCUGGUCACUGUAGAAUAACGGGCUUCCAUUUGGCCUCUCGGUGCCCUGGCAGAGUGAUAGAGGCAUUUGGGCACACAAUUGGCUGAGAAACACUGAUUAUUAUUUUUUUUAAAAAAAGGAUAAAUAACGUUAUUGGUUGUGGAAUGCAAAUUUGUGGGGCAGGCUAGGGUAACCGACAGCAAAAAGGCAUCCCUAGCUAGGAACAAAGUUCCCAUGAUGAAAAAGGGGGGUCCAUAUCCAUCAACAGCAAAAAAGCCACCCCAGGAGGUUUGCUUCCGAAUGAUUUGGGUUGCAGUGUGGCGUUGCUAUUGGCUGCUUUGUUUCUAGGUAAAGAUGCUCUUUUCUACAUUCUUUUCCAGGUCAGGAGAACUGUAGGCUUUUCGCCUGGAUAGGGUGCACCACAGCAAACUUUAAAUUCUCCUUUGAAAGAGACGGUCGUCCCACUGCUGCUGCAUUUGGACGCACCCACUGCUUUGUGGGCGUGGGUUCCUGCAGGUGUGAGAUUCUGUGUGUGAGUGUGUUGCGAGUGCAUGGGUGUUGCAGCCACGGGUGCCCUCACGCAGUGUGAGCAGAUGGUGGGUGUUUGUGUGUGUGCGUGCGUGGAGAAUGGGGGAGGGCCAGCUUGGCUUAUUACAUUGAGCAUUCCAGAGCUUACGCAAAAACUGCGCUUCCGGUAGAGCCAUCUAGGCUUUCUGUGCGGCUCCAUAUCCUUCAAAUACACACACGAAAAGAUUAUGAAUAACUGUGGGAUUUUUAUUUUUUUUAACGUGAGCUAAACCUCCCAGUGAGCCCGGCCACAUGCUUGCGGUGGCACCAUAACAGAGAACACUUGUGUAGCCCAGCUGUGAUAAUAAACAAGCCUUGCUGUGUCGACCUCUCUUAACCUUCCUUCUUGCCUAGGCUCUUCCCUCUCUAUUUGUCUCCGUCUAUAUACACACCCGCACGCUUCACACCCCUCCUUUAUUCCACUAUUUCCUCUACUUUUCUGCAGAGAGAAUAAUAGCUUAUGACUGACCGAGACUUGGAACUUGUCACUGCCGGGAGGGAGUGGCCUUCUCAGUCCAUGUGCUUUGGGAAAUUCCUCCUCUUCCUCCUUAGACUUUGCAUUUUUGUACCCUCCCCCCUUUCCUUUCUACUGCUAAGAGAUCCAUUUGCAUCUUGUUAAUACACAGAGUCACAGAAUUGUAGAGUUGGAAGGGACCCUGAGGAUCAUGUGGUCCAACCCCCUGCAAUGCAGGAAUAUGCAUCUGUCCCAUAUAGGGAUUGAACCUGCAACCUCAGCACCAACUAUCCAGUGACUUACUUGAGCUUUGGUUUCUGGAAAGCCCCUCUUUGAGGGCUCCUCCACUGUUGUUGCCCCCCCCCCUUCUGCCUGUGUGUCUGGGACUGAAUUUACCAGUGGUGCAUGUUUAAAUAACCUGUAAAUACAUUUUUCGAAUCCAGGAAGCAAAUUUUUGCUAACUUCACUAGGCAGGGCAGCACCCCAAAAUUAAUGCAAAGGGGAAGAAUUGCCCAUCUAUUUGGACACAGGAGUGACCAGGAUGGGGUGUUUUAAUGGAUGGCACAGGGGUGGCAGCAGGACCAAGUCUGUGCAGACAUGCCAGGGGGAGCAGUGUUGGCUCUUCCUGUAUUCCUUGCACAGCCCCCGCCUCUCCCCGCCAACCUGGUUUGCCCCAUCCAGGGAAGCAGCAAUGAUGGUGCCCUUCCACACCAGACACUCUUGAAUACUGUAGAACUUGGGGGGGGACAACAAUUUUGUGUGUGUGUGUGUGUGUGUGUGUGCUUGCUGUGUUGAUAACAAGGCUUAUGGUUGAUGAUUGCUUGUCCUCCUUGACACCUUUGACGACAGCCUUGGAGACGGAUGAUAGGGUUUUGUUUUGUUUCCAGAGGGUUGAAGGUAGAAUGGCAGACAAAUGGUGGCCCGUGAUUGAUCCUCAUUCCCGGCAUUGUGUCUGAUCGCAGGUUUUUGUAGGUUUUGGCUGUCAAGAACUGCUCAAAAACCAACUUCUCAAAAAUGUAUUGCAUCGACUGAAGACAAAGGAAUGAGUGUCAGUGGCAUGGAAAACGCUAAGUCAACCAUGCCACUUUCAACUCUCUUUUUAAGAACUAUUUUCUCUCUCCAGGUUGUCUAGCUUUGCCCAGUUUUGAAAGAAAAACUUCCCCAUGGGACAAAAGACAUACGUAUUCGCCAAUGGAAGAGAAACCUCUCCAUUUUCUUAUGGGGAGUUAAAAAGUAAUUGGAGAGCAUUUUUUCUUCUUAUGGUGAACACAUAAUGUCUUUUGCGUAUUCUCUGCUUCCAGCCUUAAUUUUACACCCCAUUUGUUUUAAUGCAUUUUUAGCUGAUUCGUAUUACCUCGUGACACAUUCUCUGACUUCUAGGGUAGCAGAAGCAGAAGAUACGUCAUCCCAAAUGACGUCCAUAGGAGAAACUCUUGCCGCCCCUGUAGGGUUCACCUUGUCAAGUGGACUUGGGUGCAGAAUUAAAGACUUCCUGUUUCUCCUUGGGUUGCCAACUCCUUUCCUAACAGAGAACAGAGAAAUACUGCAGGAGCAAACUUCCCAAUCACUGUGACUCCAUGACUGGAAGUGUGGGGAUUAUUUUAUCUGUAGCGCUUCUCCUGUCAUGCAGCUGUUCAAAGACAUGAGAGCAAGACUUUGUGUCGAGUUAGUGAAUCGAAUCUCAGCUCCCCAAACCUUUUUGCUAGGGUUAAACUUUGAGUAUGUGGAUUAGUCCAAAUAACCUCUGAGCAUGUGCAAUGCCCCUUCCUACUGGGUAAUCUGAAAUAGGCCUCUUUCACAUAUCUGGGAUUACAUGGUAGGUCUUUCCAGAUAAGAGGCUUACUUUUGGAGCAGGCUUGAAUCUCAGGACAGGGUCCUGCUGGGGAAAGGAGUUGGCAACCCUUGACUUUGCUUAGAUUUCACUGGGGUUGGUUAGAUCAUCCCAGUUUUUCAAAAUCCCACUCUUUUUUUCCAAACCUGCAAGCUAGUCUGAAUGUUGUAAAUAAGGAAACAACACUUGGCGCAUGCAUGCCCCCCCCCUCUCUCUCUCACACACACACAAGUUCUUCCUCUUCACAGCUUUGCUUUCCACACCACGUUCGCCCCAUCAAUGCUGUUUGUUUUCAAUAAGAGCAGGAACUGUCUUAGCCAGCCUGGGAAUUCAACACCAGAGACGACUUAAAAGAAAUAAAAAAGAAAGAGUCUCUUCCCCGAGGGAAGCAGCCAGGAUAUCAUCACCAUAUCAAGCAGCCAUGCCAGCGCUGGAGCUGUGUGUAUCAGGCAGUUCUGACAACUUCACCUGUUUUGCAAUCUCUGUGCUGGCAGAGAGUGAGAAAAGACAAGCAAGGAAGCCUCUUAUCAUACCGUUAGUAUCAACCAGAUUCGGAUUUCUGAAAACACCAGGCUGCAUUGCCGCCAUUUUAUUUAUUUUUUCAUGCAUGUGCCCUGUGCAAAUAAGAAAGAGCAAGCCUGCUUCGGAGCGUAAGUAUGUAAUGUUUUGGUUGCUUCAACAAAUUGGCCAAAGGGGUCUCCCUAAUAGCAGGUGCUCCUCUUCUUGGUUGCUUGUCUCCCUUCAUACAUUUUUAGGUUUGCCCCUAAGAUGAUCACAUUUUUAGGUGUAUGCUGACACUAGCGACUGUAGUAUGGCAUUCAUAGCAUGUUUUGAAUCUGUGUGUCAUCCGAGUACUCUUGUCAAGGAACUGUGAUUGGCAGUGACUACCUGGCGAGCGUGCCCUCAGUAGCAAACCCAGGUUUGCCUUUGUGUAAUGUAUGAAACAGCCCUACGGGCCUGAUCCUUGCUGUUUUGAGCUGGUGAAGUCCUCUUUCUAUUCUUUUGAGCUUUGAGGAUCAAGCUCCCCUGAUCCUCUCUGGGAGAGCUAAGCAAUCGCUUGCUCAGGUGGGCAAGAAAUUGCCUUCCAUUGGAACCCCUUACUGGCCGAUGAUCAGAGGACAAAUGAAUAUAUCUGGAAGAACUCUUGGUAUUCAUGUGUGCAAAUAUUAUUUUCCCUUGAUAUUCAUUGAUUCUGGAAGCUGGAGGGGAAGGAAAUGGACCAUUCUUCUCUUCCAGAGUACAGCUGACAAGAAUUAACAUCCAAGGGAAGGAAAUCUUUGCAAUGCAUUAAACUCCUAAGACUGCAGCUAACCAUUUCAUCCAAAGGUUCUUGUAUUCAGAAGUGACUUCAAUUCAUUUUAAAAUGUGGAGAGUAGGCUGCAGUUCUUGAACCACCUCCUCAAAAGUUGGCCAAUGGCCAUUGGGAUGUGUUCCUGUUCUGAUGCUUUCAUGCACAAAUGCCGUGUAGAGCAUGUGACUUGAAGAUGGCAGCCAAAGGUUGCAUUUCUCUUAAGCACGCUUCAGAAGUGAGUUCAGUUGGAAGUGAUGUCCAUAUCCAGCACUCAUUCACAACAGCCAGAGGUGUGCAUCCCAGUCUGCACCAACAAGUGAAACCUGCAAGUCCAUUAAGUUCCAGAUGAGCCCUGAGAUGUGGAUCAAAACACUCACCCACAUUGGCUGUAGUGUGUCUGCUUCUACAUAAGGGAUUCCCUUCAUGUUGUAGCAAGACAAUUGUGUUAGUUACUGGGGGAGUUAGGCUCACAGGUGUGCUGCUUUUGAAAUUUGCCCUGUACACAAACACACCCCUCUUCUUCCCCUUAGUGUCCAAAUCUCAAAUAGAUCAUUUCUACACAUUUAUCGCAAGUCUCCCCACACCAAACAAAUUAAAGUAGCUCUGUCUAGUCCAAUCUAUUAAACCUUUCUCUCUUCUCUGUAUUGAAUCUCAGCUCAGUUGAUGGAAAGAAUGUGUAUUUUUAAAGUGUUAAAAUGAGUUGAUUUUUUUUUGAAAGGGGAAAAAAAAAACCAACAGCAUUUUACGUUUAACAAACCGGAAUCGAGAAACAAACUCGCCUAUAGCCUGAGAACAUAUUUAAGUCUUAUGUGCAAUAAUAACUUCUGAACUUUAUAGCGUUAAACAUCGUGUUCAAGUGCUUUGAUUUCAGUUUGUAUAUUUCAGUGCUGCAAGUGUAUCUCGGUAAUUCUAGACGAUUAAAAAUGAAACAACAAAAAAAGUGUUAGAACGUAUGUGUGUGCAUAUGGCGGGCGCUGGAACACCAGCGGGGGCAAGCCUGCCCAAGUUCAUAGCCUUUGAAAUCCUAUUGCGGCCUUUGCUAGUCUCGUGCCCUCCGGAUAUCCACUUUGGACUACAGUUCCCAUCAGACCCUGCGUGGGCCUGAUGGGAGUCCAGGACAUUCAGAGGGUGCCAUGUUGGCAAAAGCUGUCCAGUUGGUUCCAAUGGGAGAGUUUAAACACUUCCUUCCUCGGAAAUCGUUCUGGGACUUUAAAGAGCUCAACUUGGGCGAGACCUUGCCCCCCAGGCUCCUUCUGUUCCUAGGGCGCCCUCUCCCCUCCCUCCCAGCUGUGACACUCCUGUAUCGCUUUCCCGGCGGCUCCCUGGGAAACUGUUUCACAUUGUCGGUUCUCUGCCUAAUAACUUAACUUACUUAACCUAAGGAAACAAGUACACACGUACACCAUUACAAGAAAUGAAAUACAACCUUAUUUUUUAAAAAAAGAAAAUAAAAAUUUAUAAACAUCA